AUCACCAAGCCCGCGUCCACACUCGUCCACAACCCCAUUUCAAAAAUUUCAGUCCAAAACACAUUCACCCUCUCCAAUCUCCGAUGGGUGUCAACAAGCAAAACUGCCGGAACGAGCUUCGAACAGCGAUCCAACAACUCAACGAUCGCUGCCUAUAUUCCGCAUCCAAAUGGGCUGCAGAACAACUGGUGGGUAUUGAACAAGAUCCAACAAAGUACCCGCCUUCACACACCCGAUUACAGCGAGAUUCUUCCAGUAUUCUCCGUAGGUUUCAUUGUACUGAUGAGAUUACAUCAACCCCUAUUGCUGGGACAUCGUAUGUUUCAACUCCGGUGUUGGAGGAGGAUAAUGGGGACGUGGAUUCUGAUUUGUAUGUUCUUGCAAAGUCGUAUUUUAAUUGCAGGGAGUAUAGAAGGGCUGCUCAUGUUUUGUCUGACCAGACUGGGAGUAAAGCUUUGUUUUUGAAGUGUUAUGCUCUUUAUUUGGCUGGCGAGAAGAGAAAAGAAGAAGAAACAAUUGAACUCGAGGGAUCUUUGGGUGAAAGUAACACUGUAAAUAGCGAAAUCGUGUCCAUAGAACGAGACUUAGCCGCAGUUCGUAAAAACGGCUCAAUCGACUCGUUUGGGCUCUACUUAUACGGUCUUGUUCUCAAAGCGAAAGGUAACGAAAAUCUAGCCAGAACCAUUCUUGUCGAGUCUGUUAACGCCUACCCAUGGAACUGGACCGCGUGGUUAACGCUACAAUCCUUAUGCACCACAAUCGACACACUAAACGGUCUCAAACUGCAUAAUCAUUGGAUGAAAGACUUCUUUCUCGCAAGCACGUAUCACGAGUUACGUAUGCAUAACGAAUCUUUAGCUAAAUACGAUUACUUGCAAUCAACUUUUGGUUCAAGUAACUACAUCAAAGCCCAAAUCGCUAAAGCCCAGUACAGUCUACGUGAUUUCGAAAAUGUAGAGGUUGUUUUCGAAGAGCUUCUUCGUAUCGAUCCGUAUCGUAUCGAUGACAUGGACAUGUAUUCUAACGUAUUGUAUGCGAAAGAAUGCUUCUCGGGUCUAAGUUACCUUGCGCACCAAGUUUUCCUGACGGAUAAAUACCGGCCCGAAUCUUGUUGUAUAAUCGGGAACUACUAUAGUUUAAAGGGCCUUCACGAGAAGUCGGUUAUGUAUUUUAAACGCGCGUUAAAACUAGAUAAAAAUUAUCUAUCUGCAUGGACGUUAAUGGGGCAUGAGUAUGUUGAGAUGAAAAACACUCCUGCGGCUGUUGACGCUUACAGACGGGCUGUCGAUAUAAACCCAUGUGAUUAUCGGGCUUGGUAUGGGCUAGGACAAGCGUACGAAAUGAUGGGAAUGCCGUAUUACGCGCUUCAUUAUUUUAAAAAAUCGGUGUUUUUGCAGCCCGGAGAUUCUCGGUUGUGGAUUGCGAUGGCACAAUGCUACGAACGGGACGAAAUUCGUAUGCACGAGGAAGCGAUUAAGUGUUACAGACGGGCUGCAAGUUGUAAUGAUAGAGAAGCGAUUGCUCUUCAUAGGUUGGCUAAAUUGCAUAGUGAAUUAGGGCAAAAUCAAGAGGCUGCGUUUUAUUAUAAAAAAGAUUUGGAAAGAAUGGAAGAGGAAGAACGAGAAGGGCCGAAUAUGGUUGAAGCGUUAUUGUUUCUUGCGACUUAUUGUAGAGCUCAGGAAAGAUACGAAGAAGCUGAAGUGUAUUGUACUCGUCUUCUUGAUUAUAAUGGCCCUGAGAAGGAAAAAGCAAAAAGUCUUCUUCAAGCAGUUAAACUUGCACAAUCUGGUUUUCCUUAAAACCGACAUUGAACGUUUCUCUUCAUAGUAUUCAACAAAUGUUGUGGGCUAUGAGUUAUCUUCUUUUCCCUUUUGGUGCAUGAAAUAUGAAGCACAUCUACUUAAAAGAUCAAACCGCAAUGCUGUUUUGAGAACCCGAUGUAGGAGAUUUUUUUAUUCAUUUUGUUUAAAUAGUUCGUUUUGUUGAAAUAGUUCAAUCGUAUCUUGUAAUCUUUAAUCGUAAUUUGUUUGAGAAGUAUUUUCUUUA
Molecule: messenger RNA, 2046 nt
Organism: Helianthus annuus (common sunflower)
Lineage: Eukaryota; Viridiplantae; Streptophyta; Magnoliopsida; Asterales; Asteraceae
Product: anaphase-promoting complex subunit 8
Exons: 4
Coding region: 84-1799 (571 amino acids)
Biological process (GO): cell division
Cellular component (GO): anaphase-promoting complex
Molecular function (GO): protein binding
Source: RefSeq, a predicted model, not a curated record